GGCUGAGAAGGCCUUCGACACUCUCUCCUAGAUCACCACCGUCACACCACGCUUGCCGCACCCUCGACCCGCCACGGCCUUAUCCUCUCUGCAUAAUACCGCCCAUCCCGAUCACGCUCUCCGCCCCCGACAUACCUACCCUCACAUUGACCCAUCAUGUCCAUCCUCCGCGGCCUCCAGUCGGCCAUCUUCUUCUACCUCUCCUGCGCUCCCUGCUACGAGGCCGCAAACCAGCGCCGCAGAAAGAGAGAGGGCCAUCGCGAUCGUGCCGAAAAGCGAGCCCGAGAACUCGAACAGCCCGACAUUUACCGUCAUCCGGACCCCUCCUCGACGAACCCCUACUGGAACGAAGAGAUUGCGCUUGGACCGGGCCCACCGCCACGCAAAGGCAAGGGAGCAAAGAAACCGAAACGGAACCUCACCACGGCCAGCACCUUCAACUCAUCAACCAGUCGCCGCAUCGAUAGCAGCCUCGAGGAUCAGGGGGUUGUCGGCAUACAGUUUGGGGAUCCCGGCGCUUCGGAUGUCACAUUGAACGACGACAGCUGGAACAAGCGAAGAUAUCAGAGGGAGGAUGAAGAGUUAUGGGGAACAGAAACCGUGGCGUCGAGGGAUGAGCCGCCGAGGGCUGCGAGUAGUGCUGGUGGUUCGUCAGUUGGGCUUGUUGGUUUGAGCAGACCGGACACCUCAAACUCCUUCAGUGACUAUUAUGUUGCUCGCCCGGCACCAGUAAACGACCUGCACCCGCCCGUCGUUAGCAUGCCUUCUACGGACGUCAAGGCAAACCAGUGGAUGUUGCAACCACCCCCAAGCGCCAAGAUCAUGUCUGGAAAACAAAGGUCUUCGAUACGAAGCAGGAGCGGUAGCCAGGCCAGUAGCCGCGUGGACAUUAACUUAGGAAAGGAAAUCAGCCAGAAGAAGAUAGAAGAGAAGCUGAAGCGAGGAGAGACGCCGGAGCUUCCCCCCCUCUCGAGAGGAAGCUCAUUCCAAACACCAACAGGGCAGCGAGAAUCGAAAUCUCGAGGCAGUCGUAGACUUACACCCUCUCCGACUACGUCACCCAAGCAGAGCCGACUCGACCGGACAUCCACCGCGGACUCGGACGCAUCGGACGACAGCCUAGGCCGUGACCCAAGGCAUGAUUCGGUCAGCCCGCUCAGGACGAUAUCUGGGAAUAUCCCCAAGGUGAGUCGGCCAAAACCUUCCCGGCAGCUGUCUACCGUUCAUUCGGAAGAAUCAAUCCAAACUGUGUCUCGGCCGCGAUCAAAGAGAUCGGCCACGCAGGACAGUUACAAGCCAACUACCAUCCACAAGGAGAAUGUCUUGCUGAAGCCCGUUCCAAGGCCCACGUCGAAGGGAAAGCCAGCCCCGCUCACGAUCCGCGACAGUUCACUCAACCUGUUGCAGGACUUGGUGUCGCCUAGUGAACUGUUGAACUCGCGCUUCAUCAAGUCGCCCACCGUGGAGGCAAGGAUAGGGCUGCCACCGACCAACUCGACGGAGGAACUGGCGCUUCGGUCUUUGAGUCCCUGGUUCCCAAGUGACGAUUUCGCGGCCGCAGCCGACGAGACGGGUUCGAUAGGUCGCGCAGACCCGAGGAUGAGGUGGAGUAUGGACAUUUAAAAGUCGCUCAGCACGCUUGUUGCACAUAAGUGCUUUCUUGUACAAAACGCCCACAACAGACGCGGCGGUUUCGUUUUCUUUUUGAUUGUUUUGCCAGCCAGCCUUUGAGCGAGCGCCAGGCGUUUUGCAUAAAGGGAGCAGGAGUUGAUUGAUUUAUUAUGGAUGCAGCAAGGCGGCGUUAAGGGCACUGGACGGGUGCAUUGACGGCCAGGGUUUUGGAAGCCAUUGGCUUGCUUUUUUCUCUUCUCUUUUUCUCUUUUUCGUUUCUUUUCUCUUCAUUUCAUUCUUCUCCGUUUCAUCUUCACUUCUCACAUACACAUUGUUAUUUGAUUGCAUUGGCGACGAGUAGACAAAAAUAGCGAGACGGCGGAAACGCAGGAGAGACAGCUGCAGUCAGCAAUGGAUAAAGCGAGU
Aplosporella prunicola CBS 121167 is the source of this 2037-nucleotide messenger RNA. RefSeq lists its product as uncharacterized. The record is from RefSeq and is a predicted model, not a curated record. Bases 157 to 1623 code for a protein of 488 amino acids. Lineage: Eukaryota; Fungi; Ascomycota; Dothideomycetes; Botryosphaeriales; Aplosporellaceae. The transcript has a single exon.